CAGUUUAAUUGGCCAGUCAUUUUAUUGUUGUGAGCUUUUCUCACUGCUGCUGAGAGAAAGGGAGCUGAGAAGUUUUGAGCACGAAAGAAAACACUGUUGAGUCUGAAAAUUGUUUUUUUUUUUUUUUUUUUUUUAAAUCUUAAGAGGCUUUUUUGAGAGAUGCUUGGACAAUAUCAGAGAAGAUUCACUGAUGUGUUUUUAUCUGAAGUUUGUGAUGGGGAAGGAGAAGAAAACAGUAAAACUAGAAAAACAUGAACCAGACACACGUCCGAUCAUCAUGGGUGAAGUAAAGAAAUCAGUUCCUAGGAUGAGAAUUGGGAAGUCAAAGGAGAAGGUUAAAGAAACCACAUCUCUCAGCAGAGCAGCCACAGAAAAGGGUACAACUACAUGUGAGACAUCAGGGAAUAUAAUGAGGCUUUGUGUCAACUUGAUGCCCGUUUUAGCUUCAGCCAAGGAGCCUGUGGAGGAGGAGGAGGAGGAGAAAGAAGAAGAUAUCAGCUGUAUGAGUGAAGAGGAAGCAAAAAUCAACAGCAAGAAUGACCCAUCUGUCACCAAAUUAUUCCAACAAACGUUCAAUACAUGUGAUUCUUUCACAGGAUUAACUUUGGUUAGAGCCACUGGAACCAAACAAUCACUAAGACCUCUGUUUGUGCUGCCACCUGUGACUCAAGCUAAACCAGCUCCUUCAGAGUGUCGUCACCAUCAGGAGACCAAGAGGUUCCUCACACCUCUACCUCCCAUCAGCUUAUCUGAGAAAACAACAACCAUCUCUCCAAACUUUACAACUAAAGGCUGUGGAGGCGACGCACCAGUUACAGGACAAGUGUCAGACAGCAGGCCCUGGAUAGAUAAUCCCUUGUUCUCUAAAAGCAGAUCGGCUGAGUUUCGUCUUCCGGACAUCUCCUUGUCCAGUCUGGACGCUCUGCUGCAGACAGUAACACAGAAACUGGAGAGGAAGAGGAGAGGCGGUGAUGAAGGACCAUGGAGACAAGUCCAGUCUGAUCACCUCCUUGUGGCUGUUGGUAAACAGCAUUUGAGAGAGAAGAGGGGCGGGCAGGAGACCUACCCGGCCAGCAUUGGAGCGGCAACACAAACUUCAGUGGGAGGAUACAGUAUAAACAGACAGAGGACCCUUCCUCCGCUUUUUUUUGCACCUAAACCCACACUCAUCCUCACAAUGACGAAGAAAAACCUCCUGACUUCAACCAUGCUGCAGUGACUGGGCUCGCAAUAUACAGCAAACAAUAUGUUUUUAUUUUCCUUCAGGACAAAACAUUCACAACAGACAUAUACCCUUUGUUUUUUCUACACUAGUAUACUUUCAGUAUAUAAUGUAUAUCUUAUAGUAGAUACACAAUUAAAUGCAUGUUCAAGUAAAAUUGUUCAAGCUUAAUACCUUAAAAGUACAUUUGGUAGUACUGACUUUCAUUCCAAAAUGAGACCUUUUAAAUCCAAUUUAGUGUUUAAUUUUAGCAUGUCAUUUUUUUCCAAAUACAUUUAACCUUUUUUAAACAUUGAAUUAUAAUGUUACAGUCUCCAUUUUGGGAUGAAACUCUUCUGAUACGUAUGUCUCAUGCCAAUACUGUAGUUACUGUUGUAACAAUCCUCUAAAUAUCAUAAUAACAGUGCAUUUCAGUGCAGUAACAACCUGCUUUAGACAUUCAGUCAGCUGUGUCCUUUUUUGAUAGAAAAAAAAUAAAAAAAUAAA
Molecule: messenger RNA, 1708 nt
Organism: Seriola aureovittata
Lineage: Eukaryota; Metazoa; Chordata; Actinopteri; Carangiformes; Carangidae
Exons: 3
Coding region: 191-1219 (342 amino acids)
Source: RefSeq, a predicted model, not a curated record